This is a messenger RNA of Stomoxys calcitrans (stable fly), 915 nucleotides long. Its product is annotated as hydroxysteroid dehydrogenase-like protein 2. The record is from RefSeq and is a predicted model, not a curated record. Lineage: Eukaryota; Metazoa; Arthropoda; Insecta; Diptera; Muscidae. Gene Ontology annotation, cellular component: mitochondrion. The coding region runs from base 1 to 867 and encodes 288 amino acids. The transcript is spliced from 3 exons.
AUGCAAAACAACGGGUCAUUAAAGGGCAAAACUCUUUUUAUAACAGGUGCAUCAAGAGGAAUUGGCAAAGCUAUAGCAUUGAAAGCAGCACGUGAUGGUGCAAAUGUUGUCAUUGCGGCCAAGACAAGUGAUCCACAUCCCAAGUUGCCAGGCACAAUUUUUACCACCGCAGAAGAAGUUGAAAAGGCCGGAGGAAAAGCCUUGGCAUGUAUUGUGGAUGUGCGUGACGAGAACCAAGUGAGGGCUGCAGUAAAGGCUGCUGUCGACAAAUUUGGAGGCAUAGAUAUUUUGGUAAACAACGCCAGUGCGAUUUCUUUGACAACUACAUUGGAAACUGAAAUGAAGCGUUAUGAUUUAAUGCAUAAUAUUAAUGGUAGAGGAGCGUUUCUUGUCUCCAAGGAAUGUCUUCCCUAUUUGCUAAAAAGUAAUCAUGCCCAUAUUUUGAAUAUUUCUCCUCCAUUGAGCAUGAAAUCUUUUUGGUUUAGCCGUCAUGUUGCUUACACCAUAGCAAAGUAUGGAAUGUCUAUGUGCGUACUAGGAAUGGCGGAAGAAUUCAAAGAUCAAAAUAUAGCCAUCAAUGCAUUGUGGCCACAGACUACGGUUCACACUGCUGCUGUUGAUAUGCUUUAUGGGAGUGGGCAAUUUGCUCGUACGGCGGAUAUAAUGGCUGAUGCAGCCUAUGUUAUAUUGUCUCAAAUACCGUCCACAUGUCCAACAGGUCAGUUUCUUAUUGAUGAAAAGGUUUUGCGCAAAUCUGGUGUUACCGAUUUCACUUCGUAUGCUGUGGAUCCAUCAAAGGCAAAUCUCUUGCACCAAGGCUACUUUCUGGAGGAAAGCAAUGAGUAUCCAACAAGGUCAAAAUUAUAAUGUGAAAUACAAAUAAUAAUUUUUUAAUUAACAAAUUAUUUUAUUUUU